AUGUCAGGAGAGACGAGAGCCGCCCCUCUCCGUUUGGGGUCAAUUGCCCCCAACUUUCAAGCGGAAACCACUAUCGGGCCCAUCGACUUUCACGAGUGGGCGGGCACCGACUGGGUGAUCCUGUUCUCUCACCCGGAGGAUUACACCCCCGUCUGUACAACCGAAUUAGCUGCGUUGGCAAAGCACGAGCCUGAAUUCACCAAGCGCCACGUUAAACUCAUUGGACUCUCGGCCAACUCCAUUGAGUCGCACGAUGGCUGGAUCAACGACAUUUCUGAGAUUGCGGGAUGUCCCUUGACCUUUCCCGUUAUCGGCGAUAAGGAUCGCCAGAUCGCUUUUGCCUAUGAUAUGUUGGAUCACCAAGAUACCACCAAUGUGGACUCCAGAGGAAUCGCCUACACCAUCCGGUCCGUCUUCAUUAUCGACCCAAACAAGGUCAUCCGCCUGAUCCAGGCCUAUCCCGCCUCUACGGGGCGUAACACGCCCGAACUGCUCCGCGUUAUUGACUCUUUACUCGCUACCGACAAAUAUUGCAUCAACACGCCCGUUAACUGGCAGCCCGGUGACAAUGUGGUCGUCCCUGUUAGUGUUAGUGAUGAAGAUGCCAAGACCAAGUACCCGGAUAUGACAGCGGUCAAACCGUACUUGCGAUUCACCCCGUUGGCGAAAGAUGACAUCCUCCCUCGCGAGUAA
Messenger RNA from Penicillium pulvis, 693 nucleotides. Its product is annotated as peroxiredoxin. Lineage: Eukaryota; Fungi; Ascomycota; Eurotiomycetes; Eurotiales; Aspergillaceae. Bases 1 to 693 code for a protein of 230 amino acids. Gene Ontology annotation, biological process: cell redox homeostasis; cellular oxidant detoxification; cellular response to oxidative stress. The record is from RefSeq and is a predicted model, not a curated record. Gene Ontology annotation, molecular function: peroxiredoxin activity. The transcript is spliced from 3 exons. Gene Ontology annotation, cellular component: mitochondrion; cytosol.